AUGUUGUUAAAUUUUAUAAAUAAUACGUGGAAUUCAGCAACUGUGUAUAAAAUCAACUUGUUCAUACGUAUUUUUAAUUCAAAAUUAUAUUUAAACGACAACUCCCUAAGUAAAUAUAAAUGCUUUACAUAUAAUAAACAUCAAACUAUUCAUAAUAUUAGCAUAAUGGACGCUAUUUAUUUUCAUAGGUAUUUUAUUGUGUCUAAAUAUCACUAUGUUUUCGAAUAUAUUUCAAUUAAAAUCUCCAGGUUAAUAUCACAAUUUCCACAGAAGUUUUAUUGUCGUAUUUUACAGUAUCUGCAAUGGUUGCUUCAUUCAAAAGUAAAAGUCCCCGGGUAUAAACAAGUAAAAUGA
Molecule: messenger RNA, 354 nt
Organism: Vittaforma corneae ATCC 50505
Lineage: Eukaryota; Fungi; Microsporidia; Nosematidae
Exons: 1
Coding region: 1-354 (117 amino acids)
Source: RefSeq, a predicted model, not a curated record